This is a messenger RNA of Chelonus insularis, 1440 nucleotides long. It is a transcript of the gene nSyb, whose product is annotated as neuronal Synaptobrevin. Gene Ontology annotation, biological process: vesicle-mediated transport; vesicle fusion. The transcript has 6 exons. The record is from RefSeq and is a predicted model, not a curated record. Lineage: Eukaryota; Metazoa; Arthropoda; Insecta; Hymenoptera; Braconidae. Bases 144 to 506 code for a protein of 120 amino acids. Gene Ontology annotation, molecular function: syntaxin binding; SNAP receptor activity. Gene Ontology annotation, cellular component: plasma membrane; SNARE complex.
AAAAUUUAUCAAUACCGGCCACCAACCCAGUCAUCGGCAGUCGCGUCGAAUCUUACGUGAGAACGUCAGAAAAGAAAAUUAGUGAAAGAUUAUAACGUUAUAAUUUACAACAAGUUUUAGCUUCUCACAAUUUAUCAAUAAACAUGGCAACUGAAGGCGGUCUCGCGCCAGAUGCAGCUGCUCCAGGAGCUGGUACUGAUGGAAUCGUUGGGGGUCCCAGGACACCUCAACAAAUUGCAUCACAAAAACGUUUGCAGCAAACACAGGCUCAAGUUGAUGAAGUUGUUGAUAUUAUGAAAACAAAUGUAGAAAAAGUACUUGAACGUGAUGCAAAGUUAUCGGAACUCGAUGAUCGAGCUGAUGCACUGCAACAAGGAGCAUCACAGUUUGAACAACAGGCGGGCAAACUUAAGAGAAAAUUCUGGUUACAAAAUUUAAAGAUGAUGAUUAUUAUGGGAGUAAUUGGACUGAUAAUAUUGGCUAUCAUCGUCGCGAACUUCAUGUAGGCGCGCAGAGAUUGGUGGAAGAAAAAAUUUAUGUAUGAGUGAGUCAGGAUUAAUCCUCAGCGGAAGCAACACGAAAGAAUGAAUUAAUGAUUGAAUUUAAUGAACAAAUAAAAAAAAGGAUUUAUGAAUAAAUAAAAUAUAAAAAGUUAACAAAAAAAAAAAAUAUAAAUAUAAAUUAUAGAUAUAAAUAAAUAAUAUAUGUAUAAAUAUGAAAAAAAUGAUGUUGCGACUCUUCCAAACUAAUUGAUAAAGGGAAAAAGGAGCGAAGAAAAAUAGAAAUCUUAAAUUAAUUAACUAAAAAAUUAACUAAUUCACAAAAGAACAUAAAAAAAAAUUCUUAAAUUAUUAGCUCCCGCUCUGUGUCUUCAUAAUUAACAAUAAAUAUUGAAUUAUCUAGCAAAUCCUCGCGUGGUCGUAUAAUGUGUAAAUAUAAUUGUAUUUCUUCGAGCAUUUAGUCUACAGAAUUGUCAUUAAUUCGAUGCAAAAAAAAACAAAGCAUAAUCGUGUUCCUCGUAAUAUUAAUUAAGAUUUAAAGAUUAUCAGAAAAAGUGAUAAAAAUAUGACAAGAAAAAUUUUGAAUAAUUAAAUACCAUGUUGAAAUAUCAAUUGAUUCAUAAUUUUCUCAUUCUGUCUGUUUCAUUCUCACGAAAAUAAAAAAAAAAAAAGACAUCAUCAACAGUAAACUAACGAAUGAACACCGAAAAAAACGUAUAAUCAGUAAAAACCCAUAUGCAACCAUGAGAAACAAGUAAAACUAAAGAGAAAAUUAUGACAACAAAAAAAUUAAGAAGAUAUAUAAAUAAAUGAAAAUUUAUGAGCAAUUGAUUAGUUAUGUUUUAAGGCUUAAUAAUAAAUUCAAAAAAAAAAAUUGAUAACAAGCAUAUAACAAUAAAUAAAAUUAUUUACCAAUGUUAUAUGUUAAUAAUUAUUAAUA